AUGGCUCACGCCUUGCACCCAAAUUAUAUGGAUAAACAUGAAGAAAACCAUCAGCCAAAGCUGCACGGUGGACUUGUCAUUAAGCACAACGCAAACCAAAGAUAUGCAACAAAUGCUGUAACAGCCUUCUUAUUCAGGGAAAUAGCAGCCAAGCACAACCUCCCCGUGCAGGAUUUUGUGAUACGCAGUGACAUGCUGUGCGGCUCAACAAUUGGUCCAAUUUUGGCGAGUGGAGUGGGCAUUCGUACAGUUGAUGUUGGAACCCCACAACUUUCCAUGCAUAGCAUCAGAGAAAUGUGUGCGGUGGACGACGUCAAGCACUCUUACGAGCACUUUGUGGCCUUCUUUCAGGAGUUCUCACAUCUUGAUGCUAAACUGGCCGUCGAUGUCUAGGUUUUUUUAAGGUUUGCUGCUAGUUUGGUU
Messenger RNA from Salvia splendens (bonfire salvia), 423 nucleotides. Its product is annotated as probable aspartyl aminopeptidase. Gene Ontology annotation, molecular function: aminopeptidase activity; zinc ion binding. The coding region runs from base 1 to 393 and encodes 130 amino acids. The record is from RefSeq and is a predicted model, not a curated record. Gene Ontology annotation, biological process: proteolysis. Lineage: Eukaryota; Viridiplantae; Streptophyta; Magnoliopsida; Lamiales; Lamiaceae. The transcript has 3 exons.